Molecule: messenger RNA, 2502 nt
Organism: Puccinia triticina
Lineage: Eukaryota; Fungi; Basidiomycota; Pucciniomycetes; Pucciniales; Pucciniaceae
Exons: 4
Coding region: 1-2502 (833 amino acids)
Source: RefSeq, a predicted model, not a curated record
AUGGACAGUGAGCUCACUGAGACACUGCAGAUAUGUACAUGCGCUGUACAGCUUCAUGACAGUCUGUGUGACAUCGCUGUGAUCUCAGUCAGUGUCGUCCUGGCCGGUCUUCAGUCGGUUCCUCUUUUCCCACCCUCCUUUAUCGCUAUCCUCGCCCACCGUCCGCCCGCUAUCCCCAUCCACUCACACAUAUUUCCAUCGCAUCCAUCCUGUGCAUUCAUCCAUCUCAGCGUGACUCUGUUUAUUCCGCCCAUCAUGGCCUCCUCUUCUCCCCUGCGCAAAUCCACCGCCUCAUCCACUACAUCCAGUCCCGCCAAGAAUCCCAAUCCGCCAACAACAACCGCCGCCAAACGCCUUUCGAACAUGCAUCCGGCCAGGUCCAACUCGGUCAACACCCAUGGCUCUGCUGACGAACUCGAGCGCGAGCGGGCCAAGGUAUCGAGUCUCAAGGCGCUCAUCACCGCCGCCGAGGAGAAGGAAGCCGACGCGACCGCCGAAUGCGCUAACUGGCGCUCAAAAGCCGACCAACUCGCCAGUACUAUCGACAGGAUGGAAGCCGACUUGGUCGAGGCCCAGGAGAUUAAAACUCAGUAUGAGCGUACAACAAAGGAGCUGGAAAAGCUUAAAGCUGCCCACAAAGAACUCGAACGCACUCAAUUCCAACAGGCGGACGAAGCCGAAGCCAGUAAAGCUGCCUGGGCUGAAGAGGAAGCCAACCUACGAGCCCAGCUAUCGACCUCAAAUGCCCAGCUUGUCACGCUUCAGAAACAGUACGCCGAGACCACCAAAGCGGAUUCAGUACCUUCACAGCCCGUUUCACCUAUCAAGUCAGCUAUGCCGGCAGAACUUCCGAAUCGUCUGGAAGAAGAGCAUACAUCAGCAGCCCUUAAGGCUGAGCUUGAAGCCCUGAAGGCCCAACAGGCGGCCAACCAGACCUCGAUGGAGCAAGCUCUGGCCUCGGCUGAGACCCUGAAGACCCAGCUCGCGGAUCUAGAACGCGUCAAUGAACAACUAAUGGAUGAUAAUGAAUCCUACCAAUUCUUGGUUGGUGAACGGACCCUCAUGGGCGGAUUUGACAUCAAACAACUCCUGCGCGUAGACGAAAGCGAAUCCACCCCAGGACCUACCCCAGCUCCUCGUCGGACAAGUCCCUCAAGCUCAUCGACUCCAUCCCUUGAGGGUGUCGAGGAGGAAGAUGAAGACGCGGAAGAUGACGAAGAUGCGGAUGCAGCGAUCGAACGGGCCAUACUUGAGUCCCAUGGAGAUGGUACCCGGACCACUGGGGCUGUCGAAGCUGGCAUCUCGAAAACUACGAAACCUAAGCGAAUCCCCAACCGUAGAAACGAGCCCUCCGGGCUUGGAUUGGACCUUGCUGCUGAACUUGCACAGGCUGAGGAAACUGAAGUUCACCAAGGUCGUAAGGUCGAGCUUGAAGAGCGAAAGAAAGCGAAGAAAAUCAACAAGGAUAGAGACCAAGAAAUUAAAGCGCUCCAAGAUACCAAUAAGGCAUUGGUACUCUACAUCUCCAAGAUCCUCGAUCGUAUCUCAGCUCAUGAUGGAUUCGAAAAAGUGCUUUCGAGCGAUUACAACAGUCCAGCUCGACAGCGCACCCGAUCCGCGACAACCGCCCAUGCCACAUCCAGUGACUCUCAAAGUGCUAAAGGUGGUCUCUCAAACAAUGCUUCCACAGCCGCCAAUCCAGCAGCCAAACGAUCGAGCUGGCUACAGUAUUUUGGUAUGCGGUCGCCUCCAGCUGCAUCCAACAACAUCAAACCUCUCCGAUUGGGCACUGGUACAUCAGUCACUCCAGGUGCCUCGGCACCUUCAGCAGGGCUGAGUGGAGGCUGGGCGGGGGUUAAGGAACAACCCGAACCAGAGGAAGACGACGAUGAAGCACGUGCUCGCGAGCGUAGAAUAGCAGAGAUGAAGCUCCAUGGGACGUUCAAGGCAGACUCGACAUCACCAGCCGAGAGCGGGAAGCCUAAGGACGCGACGAUCCGAGCGAACCGACGCUCGUCGAGCAUGUAUGGACAUAGCCAAUCGGCGACAGCAGCGGUGGAAGAGAAGCGACGGAACUCGGGGGAGAUCGCUGGAGCGAGCAAGCUCUCGCUGUUGCCGAGCAUCGACUCCUCACUAGUCCCAUUGACCCCAGCCGGUCUACUAAAGCGGACCGAGGAGCGCGAGAAGGAGUCGAAGAUCAAUCUAGAGAAGGGCCAGGCCUCGGGGUUCACGGAGAUCGAGAUCAGGGGCCACCGCAUGCGGCCCUCCGUCGCCCGCCAAUCUACUACUCCCAACCACCCACUCUCUCCCGCCCAAUCCAACUUCUCUGUCAGCCCCGGUAGGAGCGCUUCUGGCCCGACUCCUGUCGUUCCCGCCCCCGCUCCAGGAGGGAUCAAAGGACUCAAAAUGACCGCCGACCUCAAUACCACUGCCGAGCCUGCUAGUGAAGGCUUGUUGGCUCGUACUGCAAGAAGGAUCUCGAUGAUGAGCGGUAGCAAAUAG